AGAGAAAGAGGAGGAGAGGGGGAGAGAAAGUCAGGAAGGCGCUCUGCGGGUAAAGGACGACGGACCAUCCGAGAUUAAGGGACGUUUCCCCCCGACGGUGUCCAGUGUCCAUCCGUCCAUCCCGACCAAAACCAGCGAACACCGGACUACACGUGGGGCCGAACAUCACGGCUCAUCAAUUAAGCCAGCCUUUACGCGUGCGCGCUCCUAAUUGCCAGUCGGCGGCGUGCGCGUCAUUACGCGCGGACUGAGCGCGAUCCAGCGGCUUUCGCGUGCAGAGCCGACGUUCCCCCAGACUGCAGGUGUCCCGCGGAGCCAGGAGCCGCGAGGGAAAGUACCGGCCGCGGCGUCGAUAGCUGCUAAUGCCACAUGAUGGAUGGACGGAGGCCGGAGCGCCAUAGACGGCCGCAGCCGCAGCUGCAGCUGCUGCUGCUCGUCGCGGCGGUUUGCGCUUCAAGGGCAGCCGCCGGCAUCGUGGACGUCCUGAAGGUCCUGGAGCUGUCGGAGAACAUGGAGGGCGUGUCGCUGGAGGCGGGUCUGUGCACAAGCAGGAAAAGUCGCGAGGAGACGGACCUCUCCUUCAAAAUCGACAAGAAGAUCCAACUCAGCGCUCCCACCAAGCAGCUCUUCCCCGAUUCUCCGUUCCCUGUGAACUUCUCAGUGAUGACAACCGUUAAGGCUGUGAAGGGCUCACAGGUCUUCCUCCUCUCACUGUAUGACUCGCAGGGCACGCAGCAGCUGGGCCUCGAGGUCGGCCGCUCCCCCGUCUUCCUGUAUGAAGACCACGAGGGUCAGCCGCCGCCAGAACUCUACCCCACCUUCAGGAGAAUCAACCUGGCUGAUGGCAAGUGGCACAGAGUGGCCUACAGCGUGGAGGGCCGCUCGGUGACGCUCCACCUGGACUGCGUCAGACUGGACACCCUGGACCUGCCCCGAGGUCACGACCCCCGCAUCAGCACCGAGGGAGUCACGGUGUUUGGGACGCGCCUGCUGGACGAGGGCGUGUUUGAGGGCGACAUCCAGCAGCUGCUGAUCGUCGACGACCCCCGAGCUGCGGAGCUGUACUGUCAGGACUACAUCCCCGACUGCGACGCGCCGCUGCUCUACAACAGCAUAUUAACAGAGGCCGAGGAGGUGGAUCGAGUCCCCAAGAAACACGUGGUCCAAGAGUUCGAGGAGUUCGACUACAGCGACUUCUACGACGGCGCCUCUGUCUCCACGGUGACCGCAGGACCCAAUGUCACGGAGUACGAGAUCGUCGAGUACGAGGACGACGACAACGCGACGGACUUCUAUCACGUCAACGAGUACGAAUAUGAAGACGAGUACGAUGAGCGCUACGGCCCAGCAGAGAGGGAGAGGGAGUUCUCUCUCAGCGCACAGGACAUACCAGAGAAAGGAGAGAAAGGAGAACCAGCCGUUUUGGGAGUGGGAACGCAGAUUACAGGACCUCAUGGGCCUCCGGGGCCUGAGGGGGAGCCAGGACCUCCUGGAGUCACAGGACCCGUGGGACCUCGAGGAGACCCCGGGGAACUGGGCCCUCCAGGGCUGCCAGGCCUAAACGGAGCUGAUGGGAUCCCGGGCCCCCCAGGAAACAUCAUGCUCAUACCGUUUCAGUCAGGUGGCGACCCGAGGACAGGAGCUGUGGUGUCAGCACAGGAGGCUCAGGCCCAGGCCAUCCUGCAGCAGACCAAGCUGGCUAUGAAGGGACCUCCAGGACCACUGGGCCUUAGGGGAAGACCUGGACCCCUGGGUGGACCAGGUCCCUCUGGGCUGAAAGGCAGCAGUGGAGAAAUGGGGCCACCGGGUCCUCCAGGAAAGCCGGGUAUUCCAGGUCAGAACGGACAAGCUGGGAAAAGGGGCCGAGCCGGUGCAGACGGGGGCCGUGGUGCAGUAGGAGAGACUGGUGCAAAGGGGGAUCGAGGGUUCGAUGGUUUGCCUGGUCUUCCUGGAAACAAGGGGCAUAAAGGUUACAGGGGCAAGCCAGGCCCAACAGGUCCUCUAGGAGAGCCAGGAGAAAAAGGUUCAGAGGGGCCUCCUGGACCAAGAGGUCAACCAGGUGAUGCUGGUUCGAGGGGUCUGAACGGCCCCAGAGGUCGUGCUGGUCCACCAGGUCAGCCUGGAAUUAGAGGAAUUGACGGCGUUCAAGGUUCAAAGGGAAACAUUGGACCGCCGGGAGAAAUCGGAGCACCUGGACAACAGGGCAACCCUGGAAUCGUGGGCUUUCCUGGUCCACAGGGGUUAGUGGGUCUGCCAGGAGAUAAGGGGCCUCAGGGAAAGAAAGGGACGCAGGGUUUACCUGGAAAUGAUGGGCCACCUGGACAUCCUGGAAGGGAAGGUACACCAGGCGAAAAGGGGCUGCCAGGUCCUCCAGGAGUUCAGGGGCCUGUUGGAUACCCUGGACAGCGAGGCGUGAAGGGAGCAGAUGGAAUCCGGGGAUUAAAGGGAAGCAAAGGCGAGAAGGGAGAGGAUGGUUUUCCAGGGGCCAAAGGAGAGAUGGGAUCAAAGGGGGAUGUGGGAGACAAUGGAGCUCCAGGUGGAAGAGGAGAAGAUGGACCUGAGGGCCCCAAAGGCCAGCUGGGUGCGCAAGGAGAUGCUGGCCCAUCUGGUGUUUCUGGAGAGAAGGGAAAAUUGGGAGUUCCUGGGCUGCCAGGAUAUCCAGGACGACAGGGGCCUAAGGGUUCUGAUGGGUUUCCUGGUGUUGUGGGUGUCGUAGGAGAGAAGGGGAAAAAGGGUCCUGCAGGACCACCAGGAACCGCUGGCCAGAGGGGGCCAAAUGGUGCCCGAGGUGCCAGGGGGGCAAGAGGGCCCACAGGGAAAUCAGGAGAUAAGGGCACAUCGGGACAAGAUGGACCCCCAGGCUCCCCAGGAGAACGGGGUCCUCAAGGACCACAAGGGAGAAAUGGGGAGCCAGGACCUAAAGGAUCAGUGGGUCCAGCUGGAAAGGAUGGGCUUCCAGGGCACCCAGGUCAAAGAGGAGAGCCGGGAUUCCAAGGGAAGACAGGGCCUCCUGGGCCUACAGGGGUUGUAGGUCCACAGGGGAAAUCAGGAGAACCCGGCUCACCAGGGGACCGAGGUCACCCUGGGGCACCUGGCGUACCUGGAGAGCAUGGUUUACCUGGGGCUGCUGGGAAGGAAGGGGGCAAGGGUGAUCCAGGUCUGACUGGGGUAUCUGGAAAGAAUGGUCCUGCAGGAUUGAAAGGGUUCAGGGGGAGCAGAGGCAUACCUGGAAUUAUGGGACCCCCCGGACUGAAAGGUGGAUUAGGACCUACAGGAGCCCCAGGACCCACAGGGGCUGCAGGUGAAAGGGGCCCUUCUGGAGCAGCUGGAGCCAUUGGACAGCCUGGUCGGGCUGGGUCGAUUGGGGGACCAGGACCGAUGGGAGAGAAGGGGGAGCCUGGAGAGAAAGGUCCUAUUGGACCAGCAGGUCAGGAUGGAGAGCAGGGACCUUUAGGGAUGCUUGGAGCUACAGGCCCUGCAGGACCUCCAGGAGAUGAUGGCGAUAAGGGAGAGCAAGGAGGACCUGGACAAAAAGGCAGCAAAGGAGACAAAGGAGAAGCAGGUCCUCCAGGCCCCACUGGUACUCAGGGCCCUGUGGGUCAGUCAGGACUCCCUGGUGUAGAUGGACUGCCAGGUCCUCGAGGACAGCAGGGCAUGUAUGGCCCCAAAGGAGAUGAGGGACCCCGGGGCUUUAAAGGUGCUAAUGGACCGAUAGGUUUACAGGGCAUACCCGGUCUGCCUGGAGAAAAGGGUGAGAGUGGACAUGUGGGACUAAUGGGUCCACCGGGACAACAAGGUCCCACUGGCCCUCAAGGACCUAUAGGAGGACAGGGUCCAACUGGUCGAAUAGGGAUGAUCGGACAGCCAGGCAUUGUUGGAGAGAAGGGGGAGGAUGGUGAGGCAGGAGACCCUGGACCAGUUGGUGUUGCCGGAAAGACAGGAGAAAAAGGAGACCAGGGAGAGAAGGGAGAUUCGGGCCUGCCAGGAGCAGCUGGUCCUCCAGGACCCAGGGGUGCACCAGGAGAGGACGGACCCAAGGGCAACGCUGGUCCUAUAGGCCUCACUGGGGACCUCGGACAGCAGGGAGAACCUGGACCCAAUGGUGUGGAUGGUCUUCCUGGGACUAAAGGAGAUACAGGAGAUCCUGGAAAAUCUGGACCACCAGGAGCACCAGGAGAACCUGGACCACCUGGGCCUCCUGGACGAAGAGGCCACUUGGGGAAAGCAGGCAAGGAAGGAAAAGAAGGCCUAAAAGGUGCAAAGGGUGCUCCUGGAUUUGAGGGUCUAAUAGGAAAAACAGGGCCUGUGGGUGCUCAGGGGCACCCUGGAAAACCAGGCCCUCAAGGAUUAAGAGGUAUCCCCGGGCCUGCUGGUGAGCAGGGUUUAAAUGGACCACUAGGCCAGACUGGACCACCUGGUCCCAUGGGUCCACCAGGGAUACCUGGACUAAAGGGAGACCCUGGCAAGAAAGGGGACAAGGGUCAUGGUGGUCUCAUAGGUCUGAUAGGGCCACCAGGAGACAUUGGAGAGAAGGGCGACAGAGGGCUCCCAGGAAAUCAGGGGCCUCCUGGUCCAAAAGGAGACGAGGGUCCGGUGGGUCCCUCAGGUCCCUCUGGUCCUCCUGGCCCCACGGGUUUGUCUGGGGCCAUUGGUGUAAAGGGCUCCAAAGGAAACCAGGGUCCAAUAGGCCCCAGAGGAGACACUGGGCCUGCAGGACCACCAGGACCCCCAGGACUGCCUGCUGUUGGGAUUGCUCGCUUGCCGGAGCGAGGAAGGAGACGCCGAACCCACACUGUGGUGGACGGUGCUGCUUUUGAAGAGGAAGAUGAUGGGGAAGAGGAAGAAUGGAUUCAAGGGGACCAGGCAAACCAGGAUGGGUCGGUGAAGAAGGGCAAAGGCAUGGGGGAAGUCUUUGAAUCUCUGUCCUCUAUGAAGAAGGAGGUGGAAGGUCUGCGGAGCCCUCAGGGGACGUACCAAAGCCCUGCUCGCACCUGCAAGGAGCUCUGGCUCCUAAAUCCAGACCUGCCCAACGGUGAGUUCUGGAUAGAUCCCAACCAGGGUUGCCAUAGAGACUCCUUCAAGGUGUUCUGUAACUUCACUGCGCAGGGAGAGACGUGUCUGCAUCCGGACAAGAAGUUUCAAUCGGUGAAGUUAGCAGCCUGGAAAGGAGAAAAGCCUGGCACCUGGUACAGUAACUUCAGAAAAGGAAGACAGUUUUCCUAUUCCGGGUCAGAUGGAGUUCCAGUCAGCACUGUCCAGUUAACGUUCCUGAAGCUGUUGAGCGCCACAGCCCGGCAGAGCUUCACCUAUCACUGCCUCAACUCUGCGGCCUGGCUGCACGCCUCCACCGUCAGCCAUGAGCUGGCGCUGCGCUUCAGGGGCAGCGAUGGCGCCGAGCUCACGCACGAGAGCACGCACUACAUCACUGCACUGUACGACGGCUGCCAGACGCGCUCGGGGCAGGAGAGGACGCUGUUGGAGUUUGACGCCCCGCUGUCCAACACACUCCCCGUCGUCGACGUCGCCGUCUCAGACUUCGGAAAUGGGAAUCAGAAAUUCGGUUUCCAAGUUGGCCCGGUCUGCUACAACGGCUAGCUCGCUCUGGAGGAGGAAAUUACAACAGGAGCAAUUUAGUAGGAAAAGGAGCCAUGGACACUUUUUACAUGCAGGGAAAAACUACAUUCAAGACUUGUCUGGUGCAGCAUAUUUAUAAAUGGAUUUACCUUCAUCAGUGUUCGAUCUUCUAAACCUGUUAUUUUAUUCACAUUCAUCCUCGCAGACUUUCCUCAGUUCAUACAUUAAUUAAAGUCUUGCAGCUGCUUCGCUCAUUUUCAGAUUCGCUAGAUGUAUUCGCUCGCCUGUAUUGGUUGCGUUCCUUUUAGAAGGAGCGACUGGUGCUUCCACAUUUCUAUUCACUGACCUUUGCACUCACUUCCCACAAUAAUAUGCACAUUUCCAAACUUUAUCAGUAAAUCACGUACAUCCACGUUCCAGCAAUAUUCUGGCUGUCAAACCUCAGUGUGUUGUGAUGUUUUCGUUUGUUCUUGUAAUUGUGUUGUUAUAAUUGACUUGAUGUAUAUUAUAGUGUAAGUCAUCAUGGUGCUAAUAUGAAGCUCCUUGUGGAGUCGUUGUUUUUGUAAAAGGGAACUGGGGCAGUGCAUUUUUUUAUAUCGUGAGGCCACGUUUUAUAUAUUUUUUUCCAGUAUAACAAAUCAACCUGUGGUACGUGAUUUGUGUGGGGAAGUGAGUGAGUAACAUGUUUUAAUAAAAGUACAUAAUGUACAUUUAAAUUAAUAUUAUGAGAUUUAGUUGUAUUGAAUUCAUUUGCUAGAACAAAGUCAAUGGUGAUUCAUGACGUUUUUAAUUCAGGUGCCUUGUUCCAGUUGUUGCAGGGUGUUUGAUGAACACAUUCAGAUGCUAUAAUUGUUCAUUCUUACCUCCAGGUAUGGAAAUGAAAUUUAAUAAAUGCAUUAUUGAUCCCAGUGAUAAAAAAUAAUAA
This is a messenger RNA of Betta splendens (Siamese fighting fish), 6499 nucleotides long. Its product is annotated as collagen alpha-1(XI) chain-like. The transcript has 66 exons. The record is from RefSeq and is a predicted model, not a curated record. Bases 370 to 5595 code for a protein of 1741 amino acids. Lineage: Eukaryota; Metazoa; Chordata; Actinopteri; Anabantiformes; Osphronemidae. Gene Ontology annotation, molecular function: extracellular matrix structural constituent.